Lethenteron reissneri (Far Eastern brook lamprey) is the source of this 1479-nucleotide messenger RNA. RefSeq names its product negative elongation factor complex member E (gene NELFE). Gene Ontology annotation, cellular component: NELF complex. Gene Ontology annotation, biological process: negative regulation of transcription elongation by RNA polymerase II. Gene Ontology annotation, molecular function: RNA binding. The record is from RefSeq and is a predicted model, not a curated record. Lineage: Eukaryota; Metazoa; Chordata; Hyperoartia; Petromyzontiformes; Petromyzontidae.
UCUCUCUGUGUGUGUGUCUGUGUCUCUCUGUCUCGCUGUAUCUCUCUGUCUCUGUGUGUGUCUCUCUGUGUGUGUCUCUGUCUCGCUGUAUCUCUCUGUCUCUGUGUGUGUCUCUGUCUCUCUGUGUGUGUCUCUGUGUGUCUCUCUGUCUCUGUGUGUCUCUCUGUCUCUGUGUGUGUCUUUCUGUCUUUCUGUGAGUCUCUGUGUCUCUCUGUGUGUCUCUCUCUGUGUGUCUCUCUGUCUCUGUGUGUCUCUCUGUCUCUGUGUGUGUCUUUCUGUCUUUCUGUGAGUCUCUGUGUCUCUCUGUGUGUCUCUCUCUGUGUGUCUCUCUGUCUCUGUGUGUCUCUCUGUGUGUGCGGUGCCGUGCGCGCGGCGUUAGAUUCACAGCGGGGCCGGCGGAGCAGUCGUCAUCAUGAUCUUCCCCAGCUCCCUCACGGAGGAAGAGGAGAGUCUGCAGAAGAAAUUCGCCAAGCUCAAGAAGAAGAAAAAAGCAGUCAUGGCCUUAAAGAAACAAAGCACGGCAAAUCCGUCCACACAGAGUGGCUUAAAGCGAUCCGUGUCGGAGCAGCCGACCGUGGAUGGAGCCGCAGCCACGGAGCAGGCGAAGAAGCUGAUGAAGAGCGGCGCCAUCAGCGCCAUCCGGCCCGAGACCAAGAGCUCCGGCUUCAAGCGCUCGCGCACGCUGGAGGGAAAGCUCAAGGACCCAGAGAAGGAGAAGCCGCCCUCAUUUCAGCCGUUCCAGAGAAGCGUUUCUGCCGAGGAUGAGGCUGCGGAGGCUAACGUGCGCCGUCCACAAGUGAAGAAUCUCUACGAGAGCUUUGUGAGUGGCCGUGAUAAUGAGAACUCAGCGAUGGAAGAUGCAGAGCGCGUCGAUGACAGAGGGUGGGACCGAGAGAGACAUUCGUCGGAGCGGCGUGAGCCUCGCCGGGGGAACACGAUCUACGUGAACGGCUCUGGGAUCACGGACGAGAUCCUGCAGACGGCCUUCAGCUCCAUCGGCCCGGUCCUCAACGUCACCAUGGAGCGCGCUCGCAGCUGUGGAUUUGUCACGUUCGAGAAAAUGGAGUCUGCCGACCAAGCCAUAGCGGAGAUGAACGGGGCCGUGGUAUCGGACGUGCGUCUCCGCGUGUCCCUUGCGCGCCGUCAGCCCAAGAUCGAGGCCACAGCUGGGACGUCGCCCUGGAGCACUCUGGCGCUGGGACACAGCGCCAAGGGGCUGCACCAAGAUCGACGCAAUCAAGUCGUCUACUCGGAUGAUCCCUUUUCGUGACAACACCCGACUGCCUUUCCAAGCCCCUCACGUCCCGUCUCAUUCCUCUCUCCACUUUCCUCUCCUUGGUUUGCAUUUCUAGCGAGUAGCCUUGUAGCACGUUGUCGAUUUGGGGGCGAUUAUUUGAUUAAAACCUUUUUUUUCCACAAUUCGUUCCGUCUGGUUUGUGUUGCCCAUCCCGCGUGCGGCCUUGUUCGUUCCAUCGACAU